Messenger RNA from Naegleria gruberi, 3149 nucleotides. RefSeq names its product phosphatidylinositol polyphosphate 5-phosphatase. NCBI's taxonomy places the organism in Eukaryota, Heterolobosea, Eutetramitea, Acrasida, Naegleriidae. The coding region runs from base 1 to 3123 and encodes 1040 amino acids. The record is from RefSeq and is a predicted model, not a curated record. Gene Ontology annotation, molecular function: phosphatidylinositol-4,5-bisphosphate 5-phosphatase activity; inositol phosphate phosphatase activity. Gene Ontology annotation, cellular component: membrane. Gene Ontology annotation, biological process: signal transduction; phosphatidylinositol dephosphorylation. The transcript has a single exon.
AUGCAACAACCUCUGAGGACAGAAUUUUGCAAGGAAGUUCUCCGAUCAACAGAGCAGUGCAAAUUUAUCGUCUCUGUAGUGUUAAAGCACAAUCAGAUGAGCACGGCACUUGGUGGAGGUGCUGGAUCAUCAGCAACAGGAUCAGAUAAGAAUACAUCAUCAAAUAACAAAUCAAAAACAAAUAAUACAUCGGAGAAGAAUGUACCACUUUCAAAGAGUACAGCUGUUUUUGCAAAGAAGGAAUUGGAAUCAGUGUUGUUAGCACUUGUUGGUAACUCUGAUAAACCAACAAAUCUUGCUAUUAUGAUUUUGGAAUAUUCAGUUGAAACAAAUAGCUUCCGAAUAAGAGAUUUUCAACCAAUCAAGAGACAAGAUUUUGGAGUUAAAAUUGUGGAUGAAACACACUUUGAUCUAUUCUUUAAAAGACAAGCUAUUGUUUAUAAUUUUCAAAGCGAAUCAGCAAGUUCACAAUGGUUAAUUGUUUCUUCACUUUUAAAAGCUUGUAAACUUGUUAAUGAUGCUACACCUGAACCUAAUGAAAUUAUUGUGGAGCAACCAGUGGUCAAAACUCCUGUCAGCAAUACUCCAUCAAAUCGCUCAUCAAUUCUUAGGUCAACUAAUGAAAUGUCAUUAACAGAAUUUUUGGUUGAUGCAGAAACAAAUUUUGAAAUAAUACCAUCACCUUCCACUGAAUCAGAAUGGUGUAAUCAUUACAUUCAAAGAAUGCAAAAAGACAAGGCACAAAAAGUCAAAAACGAUGAAUGUCAAGACAUCUCCAUUGAUAUGUUCAAAAAAACAAAUCGUCAAACCUCCCUCUCGCAAAAUGGACCAAAUCAAUCGAAUGAUAUUGCUCAAAAAGCAACCAUUAAUACAGCAACAGAUACUCUCUCACAAGAAGUUUCAAGAAAGGACAAUUGGAUUCAAAGACAACUCAAGCUUAAGGAAGACGAGUUCACUGAAGUGACACCAAUUUCUAUUGUUGUUUGUGCAUGGAAUGUGAAUAACAAGUUCCCAUCUGCUGACUCUAGUUUGGCCAAAUGGCUUCAUCUCGAUGAAUUUGAGGCUGAUAUCUAUGCUAUUGGUAUGCAAGAAAUAGACAUGACUGCAGCAUCACUUUUGAAAGAAGAAACUGAAACUGGUCAAGAAUGGCAAAACCUUCUUAUCAAGACAUUUGCUGAUGAGGCCAAACAAAACAGAUACAAACUCGUAUCUGCCAGACAACUUGUCGGUAUUUAUCAUGCCAUUUUCAUUAAGGAAUCCUUUGCUAAUGAUAUUAAUGAAGUAAGAAAUUGUGCUGAAGGUGUUGGUAUCAUGGGCAUGAUGGGUAACAAGGGUGGUGUUGGUGUCAGAUUCAAACUUUUUGAUUCUACAUUCUGUUUUAUUACAGCUCACUUGGCUCCUCACAUGGGAGCUGUCGAGAGAAGAAAUCAAAACUUCCACGAUAUUGUUAAAAAGACAGAUUUUGGAAAUCCAUCACUUUAUAGACCUGACCAACACGACUUCUUCUUUUGGUAUGGAGACUUGAACUAUAGAAUCAAUCAACCAAAUUUGAUUGUCAGAGAAAAAAUCAAACAACAAGAUUACAAAUUCCUUCUCAAAUAUGACCAAUUAAUGAUUGAGAAAAACGCCAAGAAUGCAUUUGUUGGGUUUGCUGAAGGUGAAAUUAAUUUUGACCCAACCUACAAGUUCGACAGUGGUACUGAUGUGUAUGAUACCAGUGAAAAGGGACGUGUACCAUCUUAUACGGAUCGUAUCUUGUGGAGAGAGGAUGAGAAGAGUACCAUCGUACACAAAUCUUACAAAUCAUUCAAGGAAUAUAAAAUGUCAGACCACAAGCCAGUGACUGCCUGCUUUGAAGUUGGUGUAAAGAAGAUUGUUGAGGAAAAGUACAAGAAAUGCUACUUGGAUAUCAUCAAAAUGUUGGACAAACUUGAAAAUGAUUUGUUACCAGAAGUUGCCAUCACUGGCCAAUGCAUUGAUUUCGAAGCUGUAAAAUAUGAGGAACCAAUCACCCAAACCAUCCUUCUCAAGAACACAGGCCAAGUUGUUUGCGAAUACCAAUUUGUGCCUCAGCCACAUGAAAAAGCUCCAUGUAAACCAUACAUGACAAUUGAACCUUUGGAAGGAUAUGUUAUUCCAGGUGAAACUGAAGAAAUCAAGGUUACAAUUUCAGUAAGCACCCAAAAAGCACUAAAAUUAUUGAGUGGUGAGGACAAGAUUGACGAUAUUCUUAUCCUUCACUUGAAGAAUGGUAGAGAUCACUUUAUUUCCAUUACAGGUACAUAUAUUCAAUCAUGUUUUGGAUCUACUCUGGAUAAAUUGGUCAAACAAAAGUGCCCAGUACUAAAAAGUGAGAGCGAUGUAGAGUUGUCAUCAUUCGAUAAGGACUUGAAGAUACCUAAGGAACUGUGGAGACUUAUCGAUUUAAUCUAUCACAAUGGCAUGAAAGAGGAAGGAUUAUUUAAAUAUUCGGGUGCUGCUAGAGAAGUUCACUAUAUAAGACAAUGUCUCGAUGAAGGAUCACCACUCCUUAAUCCAGUUUCAAAUCAUUCCAUUGCAGAAUCUUUAAUGACAUUUUUGGAAUCUUUGAGAGAGCCUGUUGUCCCAUUCAAGUUUUAUCAAAUGUGCUUGAAUGCUAGCACAAAUUCUGCAACUUGCCACCAUCUUAUUUCCAUGUUACCUGAUGUACAUUUUAACACUUUCCAUUAUUUAAUGUCAUUCUUGAGAGAGGUUUUAAAGUAUAAGAAAUUCAAUAGUUUAACAUUGGAGGAAGUUGCCAUAAUUUUCUCUCGUGUUCUUCUCAGAUCUCCACUUCAAGAAAAAGCUCACCAUACCCACGACGAAUCAUUAAAAUACUACGAGGAGCAAAAGGCUAAGGCACAAUUUAUAGGACACUUCCUCAAGGAAGAUAAGGUUUGGACUAGGGAUGAAGUAUUGAGAAGUGACGAAUUGGAAGAAGAUCUCUUUGAUGCUCAGGAUGAUGAUGUUUCUUCUGAACUUGCAUCAGAUAGUACCUCAUUCUCCCUCCUUCAAAAUGAUCAACUUAAAACUUCAGAAUCCAAUUCUCAUUCCAAUAAUCAACAGUCAACUUCCCAACCACUUUCUGCUGAUGAAUUCUUGUAAAAUGCUAGUAAAUUUAAAUUUAUUGU